AUGCUGCCACCUUUUCCGCAGGAUGUCCCUGCACAUCCUUUAUUGAUCAUCGACUACGAUCGCAUCGUCGCUGGGGACAAGGACGAGAUUGAAUUGUUGUGGGAUGCGGCUACCAAACUUGGAUUCUGGUAUUUGAAGAACCAUGGGGUCGAUGCAGAAGCUGAGGCGAUGUUCGAGAUGGGCAAGGAGACGAUGGCAUUGCCGCUCGAAGAGAAACUGAAGUACGAGCAAGGUGAAUCCGGGAUCUACAAAGCCGCUGGGGCCAACGCGACCGACGAGUAUGGCAACCUCGACGCGGUCGAGUACCUCAACGUCGCCAAAGACGACGCUCUCGCUUAUCCGCGCGUCGUUCACCGAUCAUACCCACCUACGGUCAACGCGCGUAUCGAGGAUAUCGUCAAACCCUUCGUCUUGAAGUCUUUGCAGGUCAAUCAGACGCUUCUGCGCGUUCUUGGCCAGAAGCUGGGUCUCCCCGAGGGCGCAUUAGAACGCCGCCACACGCUCGAGGAGCUGAGUGGAUGCGAAACCAGGUGCACUAAAGUUGCAGCCCGCACCGAGCCGACCCGAGUCGCGUUAGGAGGCCACACGGACUUCGGCUCUCUGUCUUUCUUACACAACCGCCUUGGAGGUUUACAGGUCCUGGCACCGGGGACGGAUUCCUGGAGGUACGUGAAGCCUAUUCCUGGUCACGCUAUUUGCAACGUGGGAGAUGCCCUGGCGCUCCUCAGCGGCGGGGUCUUACGCUCAAAUAUGCAUCGAGUUGUACCGCCUCCUGGGGAGCAAUACGGGCACGAGCGUUGGUCACUCGUGUACUUUACGCGUCCAGGAGAUUCAGUCCCGCUCAAAGCCCUGACGGAAGAGAGCGCGCUGAUCAAGGAUGCAGUGGAUCGCCUGAGCCCUGCAGAGACGGCGAAAUAUGAAGGCUCGGCCACCGCCCGUGAAUGGUUUGCACGCCGGACUCGCAACCAGCGCGCCAAGAAUCAGUCUGGUGCAGACACCUGGAGAGCCAGUCGAGGGACGGAGCAUCAGCCCGACCGAAGUUGA
Molecule: messenger RNA, 1044 nt
Organism: Punctularia strigosozonata HHB-11173 SS5
Lineage: Eukaryota; Fungi; Basidiomycota; Agaricomycetes; Corticiales; Punctulariaceae
Product: Clavaminate synthase-like protein
Exons: 6
Coding region: 1-1044 (347 amino acids)
Molecular function (GO): dioxygenase activity
Source: RefSeq, a predicted model, not a curated record